This is a messenger RNA of Naumovozyma castellii, 786 nucleotides long. It is a transcript of the gene PUP2, whose product is annotated as proteasome core particle subunit alpha 5. The transcript has a single exon. The record is from RefSeq and is a predicted model, not a curated record. Bases 1 to 786 code for a protein of 261 amino acids. NCBI's taxonomy places the organism in Eukaryota, Fungi, Ascomycota, Saccharomycetes, Saccharomycetales, Saccharomycetaceae.
AUGUUUUUAACAAGAAGUGAAUACGAUCGUGGUGUGAGUACUUUUUCCCCAGAAGGGAGACUAUUUCAAGUGGAAUAUUCCUUAGAAGCAAUUAAAUUGGGUUCUACCGCUAUAGGGAUCUCUACCAGUGAAGGUGUAGUGCUGGGUGUAGAGAAGCGUGCAACAUCUCCACUAUUAGAAGCUGAUUCUAUCGAGAAGAUAGUAGAAAUUGAACAUCAUAUCGGUUGUGCUAUGAGUGGUCUCACUGCAGAUGCUCGUUCCAUGAUUGAACACGCUCGUGUGGCUGCCGUAAAUCAUAAUCUUUAUUAUGAUGAAGAUAUUAAAGUGGAGUCCUUGACUCAAUCAGUCUGUGAUUUGGCUUUGAGGUUUGGAGAAGGUGCUUCUGGGGAGGAAAGGUUGAUGUCGAGACCUUUUGGGGUAGCAUUGUUGAUUGCUGGAUAUGAUAAUGAUGAAGGUUACCAAUUAUUUCAUGCCGAACCUUCUGGAACGUUUUAUCGUUACAAUGCGAAGGCAAUUGGGUCCGGUUCUGAGGGUGCUCAAUCCGAAUUACAAAAUGAAUGGCAUUCUUCUCUAACUUUAAAAGAAGCUGAAUUAUUAGUUCUAAAAAUAUUAAAGCAAGUGAUGGAAGAAAAACUAGAUGAGAGCAAUGCUCAACUAAGUUGUGUCACUAAGGAAAAUGGGUUCCAGAUAUACGAUGAUGCGAAGACCGCAGAAAUCAUAAAGGAACUGAAAGAGAAGGAAGUGCAAGAAAAUCCUGAAGAACAUGAUGUUGAAAUGACAUCGUAA